Messenger RNA from Mesocestoides corti, 243 nucleotides. The record is from the annotation of a GenBank genome assembly. Lineage: Eukaryota; Metazoa; Platyhelminthes; Cestoda; Cyclophyllidea; Mesocestoididae.
AUGUCGUCGUCAUUGUCUACGGGACCUAGCGAUAAAGAUCGCCGGCAUCUUUCCGUCGUACUAGCGCUUCGCGAUUCGGGCGGCCGUAGAGCCAGUCGAGUGGAGGGGACGGCCGAAAAAGCCGAGCCUCGAAGCUCCUCAGGCUCAAAUCGACGUGCAACGGGCUUCGUAAUGCCUACCGGCGUCAACGACGCUUCAUUUGUCGCUGCAGACUUUCGUACUGCAAUGUUUGCAGUCACCUAA